GGCGGCGGCGGCCUGUACCGGCGGCGGCGCCCCGGGGCGCGCGAGGUCGGAGCUGCUGCAGGCGAGCGCGCAGACGCUGGCCGUGCUGCAGCUCUGCCUGGGGCCGCUGGGGCGCAGGAUGUCGUCCGCGGUGCCGCUCCUGGGGUGGCUCGCGAUGGCGAGGCUGGCUCCGCUGGUGCUGCGCCAGCUCGCCCCGCGUCGCCUGGACGACGACGUCGCCCAGAAGCGCCGCUACGGGCCGCAGCGGCUCGAGGCCUUCCUGCGCCGCCCGGACGAGCGUCUGGUGGAGGAGGUGGAGGACGUGGUCGGCGGCCUCACGCCGUUCCUGCCCCGGCUCCUGGGCUGGGCGGCGGGACCCCGCGGGCGCCACGAGCAGCUGCGGCUCUCCGUCGCGAUGCUCCGGAACGAAGGGUCGGGCGUAUGACCGCCGAGAUCCGCGGCGAGCCGACCGGCGGGGCGCCGCUGUGCCUCCGGAGAGAGGUCGAAGUGCCGCCGUUCGUGGUGUGCCUCGUGCUCGCGCGAGGGGGGGCGGAAAAGAUGGCGCGGUGCGGCAGCGUAGCCUCGCAGUGGGGGCCCGAUUGCUGGGGCGGGUGA
Messenger RNA from Prorocentrum cordatum, 594 nucleotides. Lineage: Eukaryota; Dinophyceae; Prorocentrales; Prorocentraceae. The record is from the annotation of a GenBank genome assembly.